UGGUCGCCUCAGCCCCGCGUUCCGCCUCAUUCGCUGAGCAGGUCCACGAAUUGUCAGCGCGCUCCGAGUGACCGCUGAGCCCAGGCGACUGCGGGCUUGCAGUGUUCACCCCAAGGUGUCGACCCGAGCCAAUGUGCCCCGGUCCGCUGGGGAGUGAGCAGCCACCGAUCGGGGCAACUUGGGACUCAGGACCCGCAGCAGGGGCGUCGGUUUGCGAUCGAGACACGGCGAGGAAGAUGGAAAUCCUGUAUGAAUGUGGAAGCCAUUAGCAGAGUAAUUGCUGUCUGUUACCAUGACAACCAGCCGCUGCAGUCACCUGCCCGAAGUCCUGCCAGACUGCACCAGCUCUGCUGCUCCCGUGGUGAAGACCGUGGAGGACUGUGGCAGCCUGGUGAAUGGGCAGCCGCAGUAUGUCAUGCAAGUUUCAGCCAAGGACGGGCAGCUGCUGUCAACAGUAGUGCGGACUCUUGCCACCCAGAGCCCCUUCAAUGACCGGCCGAUGUGCAGGAUCUGCCAUGAGGGCAGCAGCCAAGAGGACUUGCUCUCUCCAUGUGAAUGUACGGGGACCUUGGGGACAAUUCAUCGGAGCUGCCUGGAGCACUGGCUGUCGUCCUCAAACACCAGCUACUGUGAGCUCUGCCACUUCAGGUUUGCAGUCGAGCGCAAACCCAGGCCGUUGGUGGAGUGGCUCAGAAACCCCGGCCCCCAGCAUGAGAAGCGGACUCUGUUCGGGGACAUGGUGUGCUUCUUGUUCAUAACGCCCCUGGCCACCAUCUCGGGCUGGCUGUGCCUGCGGGGCGCCGUGGACCACCUGCACUUUAGCAGUCGGCUGGAAGCCGUCGGACUGAUUGCACUCACUGUCGCACUCUUCACCAUUUACCUCUUCUGGACACUCGUGUCAUUUAGGUACCACUGUCGAUUGUACAACGAAUGGCGUCGGACCAAUCAGAGGGUGAUUCUCCUCAUUCCAAAGUCUGUCAACGUCCCUUCUACCCAGCAGUCCUUGCUGGGCCUCCAUUCAGUCAAGAGGAACUCAAAGGAGACAAUUGUCUGAUGUUUGUGGUUGGCCGGCUGAUUCGUUGCUGGGGUUUGGGCGUUUCUGCACUGGGGCCCGCACUGAGCCACCCCCAAGCUUGGGUAAGCUGUGGGCUGGAGAGCACCCCACACCGCGUGGACACAUCGCCCAGACAACGAACCCUGACAGACGGACAUAAACGCUCUCUUACUUCAAAUCAUGGAUGCUGCAAUCAUAUGAUAUUUGCUAAGCUGCCAAACAUGUUUAUUUAGCAGAUACUGUAUGGGAUUUUCUGAACACCUCUUUAACAUAUGGGGAAGGUUGUACUGCCAAGGAUGCAAUUCGAUUCUUCCUUUUUUGUUACUAUUUCAAAUACAUAUAUAUAUAUAUUAAACUUAGAUGAUAAUCAAAAUUGAAAAGCCAACGUAAAAACUGGUUUCUUGGUUUGGCUGGGUUUUAUUGGAUGGGUUAGUUUAUUCGUUGCCCGGUUUCUACUGGGGAUGCUCUGGGGUAAUUCGAUAACCCGAGUGGUCUUUUUCAUCUCUCUCCUGUCUCUUACUCACAGAGACAGCAUAAUGACUUCAGAACAAGUCAGAUCUGGAGGAUGUUUUGUACUAAACUUCAUGUAAUUAUUCCGUUUUUAAAGGGAAAAAAAAUGGCGCGGCAACUCUCCACAGUGAGCUGUUUAUUUAACUAUCGUUAAAGGGGGGAAUUACAACGAGACGCACGCUCCUUUCAACUUGUUUGGUACUGACAGCUGAUGGAGCUAUUUUCUAAUAAUAAAUAUCCAGUGUGUGAAAGACAAA
Molecule: messenger RNA, 1821 nt
Organism: Tupaia belangeri chinensis (Chinese tree shrew)
Lineage: Eukaryota; Metazoa; Chordata; Mammalia; Scandentia; Tupaiidae
Gene: MARCHF3
Product: membrane associated ring-CH-type finger 3
Exons: 5
Coding region: 293-1054 (253 amino acids)
Biological process (GO): protein ubiquitination
Molecular function (GO): zinc ion binding; ubiquitin-protein transferase activity
Source: RefSeq, a predicted model, not a curated record